AUGGCAGGCACUAUCUCAUCUAUUCCAACCGUGGACCUCAAUGACGGUACUUCGGUCCCUGUCAUUGGCUAUGGCACUGGUACGGCAUGGUACAAAAGAACAGACAGUGGAAUCAAUCGCGAGCUAGUAGACUCUCUUACGACAGCGACGAAGCUGGGCUAUCAUCACCUCGACGGGGCAGAGGUGUACCAAACGGAGGAGGAACUGGGGCUUGCAAUCAAGGAGAGCGGUGUCCCCCGAGAGAAGCUCAUCGUCACGACCAAAGUGAACACCAACAUUGACGAUAUCCCUCGUGCCAUAGAAACCAGUCUCAAGAAGCUUCAGCUGGAUUACGUGGAUUUGUAUUUGAUCCAUGCGCCGUUCUUUGCAAAGACCGACGAGGAGCUCCGAGCUGCCUGGGCAGCUAUGGAGAAAGUUAAAGAAGCUGGAUUCGCCCGAUCAAUUGGAGUGUCGAAUUUCCUGCAAAGUCACUUGGAAGCCAUCCUCAAGACGGCCAAGGUGGUUCCAUCGGUGAACCAAAUUGAGUUCCACCCCUACCUUCAGCAUGGGAAUCUGAUUUCCUACCUGGAGAGUCAAGGCAUCAAGGCAGUGAGCUUCGCAGGUCUCACACCAGCGACUCGUGCCAAAGGGGGACCACUGGACCCAUUGCUCUCGUCCUUGGCCACCAAAUAUGGAGUGGACGAGUCUGAGAUCUUACUUCGCUGGAACCUCGACCGUGGCUGUAUUGCUAUCACGACUAGCAGCAAGGAGACCCGCAUGAGCAGUUAUCUGCGAUGCUUGGCCUUCAAGUUGACACCUCAAGAAGUGGAGGAGAUCUCCACGAUUGGGGAGCAGCAUCAUUUCCGGGCCUUCUGGACGGACAAGUUUGCAGCCGAUGAUCGGUCAUGA
Penicillium salamii is the source of this 888-nucleotide messenger RNA. The record is from the annotation of a GenBank genome assembly. NCBI's taxonomy places the organism in Eukaryota, Fungi, Ascomycota, Eurotiomycetes, Eurotiales, Aspergillaceae.